This is a messenger RNA of Tachyglossus aculeatus (Australian echidna), 1815 nucleotides long. It is a transcript of the gene EEF1A2, whose product is annotated as eukaryotic translation elongation factor 1 alpha 2. The record is from RefSeq and is a predicted model, not a curated record. The coding region runs from base 198 to 1589 and encodes 463 amino acids. The transcript has 8 exons. Gene Ontology annotation, biological process: translation; translational elongation. Lineage: Eukaryota; Metazoa; Chordata; Mammalia; Monotremata; Tachyglossidae. Gene Ontology annotation, molecular function: translation elongation factor activity; GTP binding; GTPase activity.
GUCACUGCAUUGCGCUGCCACCGUCAAUAGGUGGACCCCCUCCUAGGGAAAUAAAACCGCCGGAGCCGAAGCUGGCAGUCCCUGCUGCCUGAGACCUCAGCUCCCGCCUACCCAGAAGGCCGCUCUACUUCCUCUCCCCUCCCCCUUGCCCCAAGCUUCUUAGGUAGUACCUGCCCUCCUGACAGAAACCCGGGAAGAUGGGAAAGGAAAAGACCCACAUCAACAUCGUGGUCAUUGGACAUGUUGACUCUGGAAAAUCCACCACCACAGGGCACCUCAUCUACAAAUGUGGGGGCAUUGACAAGAGAACGAUCGAAAAAUUCGAGAAGGAGGCAGCUGAGAUGGGGAAAGGCUCCUUUAAAUAUGCCUGGGUCCUGGACAAGCUGAAGGCUGAACGUGAACGAGGCAUCACCAUUGACAUUUCCCUCUGGAAGUUUGAGACCACCAAAUACUACAUUACCAUCAUUGAUGCCCCUGGACACAGAGACUUCAUCAAGAACAUGAUUACUGGGACAUCCCAGGCUGACUGUGCAGUCCUAAUUGUGGCUGCCGGCGUGGGUGAGUUUGAAGCUGGAAUCUCCAAAAAUGGGCAGACUCGUGAACAUGCCCUAUUGGCUUACACCCUGGGGGUGAAACAGCUCAUUGUGGGGAUCAACAAGAUGGACUCCACAGAGCCCCCCUACAGCGAGAAGCGUUAUGAUGAAAUUGUCAAGGAGGUCAGCGCCUACAUCAAGAAGAUUGGCUACAACCCUGCCACAGUCCCCUUUGUGCCCAUUUCUGGUUGGCAUGGAGACAACAUGUUGGAGCCCUCUCCUAACAUGCCUUGGUUUAAGGGCUGGAAGGUAGAGCGGAAGGAAGGCAACGCCAGCGGAGUAUCCCUGCUGGAAGCCCUGGACACUAUCCUGCCUCCAACCCGCCCCACAGAUAAGCCCCUGCGUCUUCCCCUUCAGGAUGUCUACAAGAUUGGAGGCAUCGGGACCGUCCCGGUGGGCCGAGUGGAGACCGGGAUCCUGAGACCUGGGAUGGUAGUGACCUUUGCCCCGGUGAACAUCACCACAGAGGUGAAGUCGGUGGAGAUGCACCACGAGGCCCUAAGCGAGGCCCUGCCAGGAGACAACGUCGGCUUCAAUGUGAAGAACGUGUCCGUGAAGGACAUCCGCCGGGGCAACGUCUGCGGAGACAGCAAGUCCGACCCACCCCAGGAAGCAGCUCAGUUCACUUCCCAGGUGAUUAUUCUGAAUCAUCCUGGCCAGAUCAGUGCUGGGUACUCCCCUGUCAUCGACUGCCAUACAGCCCACAUUGCCUGCAAAUUCGCUGAGCUGAAGGAGAAGAUUGACCGACGUUCUGGCAAGAAGCUGGAGGACAACCCCAAGUCCUUGAAAUCUGGGGAUGCCGCCAUCGUGGAGAUGAUCCCAGGAAAACCUAUGUGUGUGGAGAGCUUCUCCCAGUACCCACCCCUUGGCCGCUUUGCCGUACGCGACAUGAGGCAGACCGUGGCCGUGGGCGUCAUCAAGAACGUGGAGAAGAAGAGCGGUGGAGCUGGCAAGGUCACCAAGUCUGCACAGAAGGCCCAGAAGGCUGGCAAAUGAAUUGUAGGCUCCCCGUGCAUCGCGCAGAGACCAUCCCCCUCUCCCGGACGCUGUCACCUUCUCCCCGAGGCGCAUGUGUGCACAUCCGCUUGUAAGAGUUUAAAUGUCAACGACUGGAUGCUCACCAUUAAGGUCCAGUGGAAAUUCUUUAAAAGGAAAAGCAUGUUCCAGAGUUUGUGAGGCUUCGUGUUAAUUUUACCAAUAAACUGGUACAACAUCCACAGUG